This is a messenger RNA of Daktulosphaira vitifoliae (grape phylloxera), 3571 nucleotides long. It is a transcript of the gene gro, whose product is annotated as transducin-like enhancer protein 3-B. Gene Ontology annotation, cellular component: nucleus; transcription regulator complex. Gene Ontology annotation, biological process: regulation of DNA-templated transcription; negative regulation of canonical Wnt signaling pathway. Lineage: Eukaryota; Metazoa; Arthropoda; Insecta; Hemiptera; Phylloxeridae. The record is from RefSeq and is a predicted model, not a curated record. The transcript is spliced from 20 exons. The coding region runs from base 433 to 2718 and encodes 761 amino acids. Gene Ontology annotation, molecular function: transcription corepressor activity; protein binding.
CUCCUCUUCAGUAUACUGUUGGUCUUCGCUGAGUGCUUACACGUUGUGCGGAGCCGCCGGUGUUGAAAAUUGUUUUAUUACUCAUUCAAAAGUUCGUGUGCGUGUAUUAUUAACAGCGGCUCGUGUGUGUGGGAUUACAGUUUUGUGUGUGCGUGUUCGUUAAAUAAAUAUUGUUUAAUUAUAUUUAAAAUUUUUUUUUCGUUUGUGUCCCACUCAUUAGUGACCGUCGACGCCACCGCUAACGAAAUUGCUUUAAUAUAAUUUUGUUAAUAUUUUAAUUAUCGUCGCUUUUGACAACGGUUUUUUAAGUGUUGACCAUAAUAUCCUACAUUGUUAUUGGUGUUAUCGUUAUUAUUAACGACGAUCGUUGUGGUUGAACAGGUCGAGUGACGUUUUUUGAUUUUGGCGGCCAUGAGCUGCUGCUAACGUAUCAUGUACGCCGCAGCCACGAUGAACGCAGCAGCUGUAGCGGCCGCUGCCCGGCACCCGGGCCCACCGCAACCGGGGCAGCCGUUCAAGUUUACUAUUGGCGAAUCAUGCGAUCGGAUCAAGGAAGAGUUCAAUUUCCUUCAAGCUCAAUACCACACUACCAAAAUGGAAGUCGAAAAAAUCGUCCAAGAAAAAACCGAAAUGCAAAGGCAUUACGUAAUGUACUACGAGAUGUCUUAUGGCCUCAACGUGGAAAUGCACAAACAGACGGAGAUAGCCAAGCGUCUAAACGCCAUUAUCGCCCAGAUAAUGCCUUUCCUCUCGCAGGAGCAUCAACAGCAAGUAGCUACUGCGGUCGAGAGAGCGAAACAAGUGACCAUGACUGAACUCAACGCCAUUAUCGGGCAACAACGACCAGAUCUGCCCAGGUUAUUGCAACAAAUGCACGCUCAACAGUUGCCGCACGCUGCCCACGCGCCACCGAUUCCGAUGAUGCCUCAUCCGGGUCUACCUGGACCACCAGUAACUGCUGCUGCUAGCCUUUUGGGCUUGGCUGGUGCUGCCGGAGGAGCCGGUCAUCCGUUGUCCAUGUUGGGCGCCAAACCGACUGAUUUGCACAGGGGCGCUGACGUCGACAAGCCAUCUUCGGCUAUUGGACUGAGCGCUGCCGAAGAAAGACACAGGAACUCGAUAUCGCCAGCGGAAAGGGAGAAAUUUCGCGUUAGGAGUUCGCCGGAUAUCGAACCACACAAGAAGGUGAAAAAAGAAGAAAAAGAUUGUCAUGCUAGUGAUGGUGAAAAAAGCGAUCAGGAUCUAGUCGUUGACGACGCCAGCGAGGACCCUGUAUCUCCUUUAAAUGGCACUAAUUCACCCAGAGAAAAUGGAAUUGACAAGUUACAACCAAAAAAAGAUCACAUUGGACCGCAUAGUCCAAGAAGCGGGACAUCAUCUAAUGCUAGUACACCAUCUACAAAGAAAAUGGAAGAUAAACCCAGUACACCCAUUUCUAAAUCUAUCACUCCGACUAGUGGUGGUAGUGGGUGUAGUGGAGCGGCAGGUUCUUCUAUGAAACCAAUUGCCAAAGGACCUUCAUUAGCUCAAUAUCCACAUUAUUUGGCUGGUGGAGCAAGUCCUCAUGAACUUCAGGCCGCUGCAGCAGCCGCUGGAGCUUAUGGUGCAUUGCACAAUAAUUUACCACCAGCAGCCGCAUUGAAUAGUUACCCCAGACCGGCUUUGGUCGGAUAUGAUCCUCAUGCACAAAUGAGAGCACCUCUUGGACCUGGUUUAGGUAUUCCUGGAGGAAAACCAGCCUAUUCAUUUCACAUAAGUGCAGAAGGUCAAAUGCAACCAGUGCCCUUUCCACCCGAUGCUCUGAUGGGUCCAGGUAUCCCAAGACACGCCCGUCAGAUUAAUACACUUGGGCAUGGAGAAGUAGUCUGUGCUGUUACUAUCAGCAACCCCACUAAAUAUGUUUACACUGGCGGCAAAGGCUGCGUUAAAGUAUGGGAUAUUAGUCAACCAGGAUCUAAGUCUCCAGUAUCUCAAUUAGAUUGCUUGCAACGUGAUAAUUAUAUAAGAUCUGUUAAACUCUUACCUGACGGUCGGACAUUAAUUGUUGGAGGAGAAGCUAGUAAUUUGAGUAUAUGGGAUUUGGCAUCUCCAACGCCCAGAAUAAAAGCAGAGUUGACUUCCAGUGCUCCAGCAUGUUAUGCUUUAGCAAUAAGUCCUGACUCAAAGGUAUGCUUUAGCUGUUGCUCUGACGGUAACAUUGCUGUGUGGGAUUUACAUAAUCAAACUUUGGUGAGGCAGUUCCAGGGACAUACUGAUGGAGCAUCUUGUAUAGAUAUUUCUUCAGAUGGAUCUAAAUUAUGGACGGGUGGUCUUGACAAUACUGUUAGGUCUUGGGACUUAAGAGAAGGUCGUCAAUUACAACAACACGAUUUCUCUUCUCAGAUAUUCUCAUUAGGAUACUGUCCAACUGGAGAAUGGUUAGCUGUUGGUAUGGAAAAUUCAAAUGUAGAAGUUUUACAUGCUAUGAAACCAGAUAAAUAUCAGUUACAUUUGCAUGAGUCUUGUGUAUUAUCUUUACGAUUUGCUACUUGUGGCAAAUGGUUUGUGUCAACUGGAAAAGACAAUUUGCUUAAUGCUUGGCGUACACCCUAUGGAGCUUCUAUAUUCCAAUCUAAAGAAUCUUCAUCAGUUUUAAGUUGUGAUAUAUCGGCUGAUGAUAAGUAUAUUGUAACUGGAUCUGGUGACAAGAAAGCUACAGUUUACGAAGUUAUAUACUAGUGAAUUAUGCAAAAUGAAAACUUCUCUGUUUUGGUGUUCAUUAGGUGUAGAAAACUAUAAUGUUAUCCAUCGUAAAUUGAACAUUUUUUUGUGAUAAUUAUUUUCAAUGUAAUUUGUAAUACUAUUUUAACUUAGUGCAUAAACACUAGCGUAUAAAACAGAGUUAAUUUAAAUCUACUAAUAAAAUUUUUAUUGACAGCAAAAAACAUGAAAAUUUGUAAUUUAAGCACUAAUUAAACAUUUAACUGAUUACUAUGACCUGAUUAAGCUGAUUAUCAUAAUUUAUGCUUUAGUGAAAGCUUUGCUGCUUGCAUAUUCUUUGUUCUUUGAUAUUAAAGAGAUUACCAUGAUUGCAAGGUUUUAUUCAUUACUAUAUAAUAUUUUUGACGCCAUUUGUGAAUAUUUUUGUGUACAAAUUAAAACUAUAAAACACUCCUCAUAAGAAAGAUCUUUCAUACAUAGUAUAAAAUUUUUUACAUGUAUAUUUUAAGUAUUGUAUUUACUUAAUAUUUUCUUAAGUGUUAACUUUGUUCUUAUCUAUUUUGUACAAAAUAGUAUGUAGAAAAUAUUACUUUUAAAUUUUUGUUAAUUUUUUUUCAUUAGGAUCAUAUAGGUAAAUCAAUAAGGUAUAAUCUAAACAUGUCUUUUAUACCUAAUAGAUAGAAAAAAAUUUUAAUUUUAUUGUUAUUUAAUAAUUAUUUAUGUUUAUUUAAAUUAAUACAUUUCCCCGAUAAAUUAUAAUAUUGUGCUAUGUAGUAUCAAGUACUUUGUUUAUUAAUGUAUAGUGUUCAAUAUAGUAUUCUGUACAAAUUUAGACAGAAAAUAAGAAAAAUAAAAGACCAAUUUAUUAUUA